UUUUGGGCAGUUAUUUAUAAUGUUCUAUGAUGAUGUACCUUAAUGUGUUUUUAAGUGAUUCUUAUACUUACCACUGUUUUUUUUCUGUCUUAUCUUCAGAAACACGGCAAGGGAUAUUUGAUGCAGUGUUAAAAGGACAUAUUGACUUCGAUUCAGACCCAUGGCCCUUGAUAUCUGAUAGUGCAAAGGACUUAAUCCGAAAGAUGUUAUGCUCUCGACCUUCAGAGCGACUGACUGCUCACGAAGUAUUAUGUCAUCCUUGGAUUUGUGAAAAUGGGGUUGCUCCUGAUAGGGCACUGGAUCCAGCUGUACUUUCUCGCCUCAAACAAUUCUCAGCAAUGAAUAAGCUAAAGAAGAUGGCUUUACGGGUGAUAGCUGAAAGUCUUUCCGAGGAGGAGACUGGUUUGAGAGAAAUGAUUACAUCUAUGGAUACUGAUAACAGUGGUGCGAUCACAUUUGAUGAACUCAAAGCUGGUUUACGAAGAUAUGGCUCUACCUUGAAAGAUACAGAGAUAAGGGACCCUAUGGAUGCAGCUGAUGUUGACAAUAGUGGGACUAUUGAUUAUGGAGAAUUUAUAGCUGCAACAGUUCACCUUAACAAACUAGAGCGUGAGGAGCAUCUCGUUGCAGCAUUCCGAUACUUCGAUAAGGAUGGAAAUGGCUAUAUUACCGUCGAUGAGCUUCAGCAAGCUUGUACUGAGCAUAACAUGACAGAUGUUCUGCUUGAGGAUAUAAUUAGAGAAGUUGAUCAAGAUAAUGAUGGAAGAAAUGAUUACGGUGAAAUUGUGGCGAUGAUGCAAAAAGGCGAUGCAGGAAUUGGUGGACGAACCAUGCGAAACAGUGUUAAUAUAAGCAUGAGAGAUGACCCCAGUGCUCUAUAA
Molecule: messenger RNA, 881 nt
Organism: Hibiscus syriacus
Lineage: Eukaryota; Viridiplantae; Streptophyta; Magnoliopsida; Malvales; Malvaceae
Product: calcium-dependent protein kinase 4-like
Exons: 5
Coding region: 27-881 (284 amino acids)
Biological process (GO): intracellular signal transduction; peptidyl-serine phosphorylation; protein autophosphorylation
Cellular component (GO): cytoplasm; nucleus
Molecular function (GO): ATP binding; calcium/calmodulin-dependent protein kinase activity; calcium ion binding
Source: RefSeq, a predicted model, not a curated record